Malus domestica (apple) is the source of this 2104-nucleotide messenger RNA. The record is from RefSeq and is a predicted model, not a curated record. NCBI's taxonomy places the organism in Eukaryota, Viridiplantae, Streptophyta, Magnoliopsida, Rosales, Rosaceae.
UUAUUCAGAUCUCGAAAUUUAAAAUUAUCUAAGGGUGACAAAUAGACGGUAAUCACUUACCAUCAUUUGAGGGCUUAAUUAUGACUAAAUCAUUGUCUAACGUAUCGAAAAGGAAAAUACAAACAAAAUGUCCGCCUAAAAACAAUUAAGAAAACACCUUUAAAUUGAAUCUAUUUCUUCGAACUCUGACGGACAUAUGAAAGUGAAAAUAAUUAAGAAAGAAAGAAAAACCAAGGGGGAAUGAAAGUGAACGGGCAUCUACAUUUCCGCCUAAAAACAACCUCACAACAAACACACUUGAUAAACACAGACGCAGCGGAGGAGGACCGGAGGAUACAAUCUCGCGAGUUUCGUCCGUCGUCGCGCACGCGCCCACUCUCUCUCGCUCUUUCUCUGUCUUUGAGAUUCAGGGGAGCUUGGACUCAAAGUAGUGAAUCAGUAAUGGCAGACUCAAUCACACCCAUCCUUCCUAACAAUCCUAACCCUAAUUACCAGGGCCCAGCAACUGGAACUCUUCCUCCUGCUCCUCCACCUUCAUUGUCACUAGAUGGAUCACCGCCGCCGCCGCCGCCUCCUCCAGCCCCAGCUUCGAGGAGUCCCGUCGUGUUCAGCUUCCCCAAGAGGCCUUCGAUUCGACUCACUUCCGAGUUCGACAGCGACUCCUCCGUCUUCUUCCACAAGGUCUCUUGCAAGCUGCUGGACAGCUUCGCCAAGCUGAAGCUCUCCUUCAGCAACAACCACAAGGGCGAACUCUCUCCGCCGCAGUUGACAUUUGUCUCCAAGAACCUCUCCGUUCACCACAACUUUGAAGAUCAAUCUACCCUCCUCAACGGCUCCGUCGAUGUUGGCCGGAGAUUGCAUCUCCGUGCUACCCAUCAUCUCCAGGCACAAGAAGGAGAGGCAACCGUGGUCGCGAAGCUUGCUGACCCUGGCUAUGCACUUGAGCUCUCUUCUCCUGUUCCUUAUGUUGGUAUGCCGAAAGCUACCCUAAAGUUCCCACUGGGUGAAGUUUCUAUGGAGGAGAAAGAAGAAGAGGAGGCGAAGAGAAUUUUAUCGAUUAAUGGAAUUGUAAAAAGCCAAAUUUUGAAUGGGUUGUGUACUGCUGAUUAUGCGGAUGAAGAUUUGAAGUUGCGAUAUUCAUACAAGGAUGAGGAGAUGUCUUUUAUCCCAACCCUUUCUCUGCCUUCUAAUGCUUUGUCAUUUGCUUUUAAGCGUCAGUUUAGUCCUUCAGACAAGUUGAGCUACUGGUACAAUUUUGAUUCCAACUACUGGAGCGCGGUAUACAAGCACACAUACGGCAAGGACUUGAAACUUAAAGCUGGUUAUGACUCAGAGGUGCGCCUUGGCUGGGCAUCUCUUUGGGUUGGAGAUGAAGGUGGGAAAGCAAAGACAGCCCCGUUGAAGAUGAAAGUUCAAUUCAUGCUCCAAGUGCCGCAAGAUGACAUUCGAUCAUCGGCUUUGAUGUUCCGGGUUAAAAAGAGAUGGGACAUAUAAUAGUCACUCUGGUUGUGGGAUGAUAUGAUGUAGUGCCCUUUUAUGAACAUUCAACUGCAACUCUGUUUCGAUAUCAUAUAAAUAUGAUAGUGUUGUUUUAUAUUUACCAGUUGAAAUAAUACUUUGAUAGUCAGCAGGUGACGGGCAGUCGAGACGGAAAGCUGAGAGGAUCUUGGAUAAGUACUUAUUUAUUAAGCAAUUGGGUUUAGUUUACACAAAUUAGUUGGUCUAGAUGAGGUCGUUGCUGGAUCAGAUGCUGAAGAAGAAGCAAGUGGCUGUAUAUUUUUGUCAUGUGGUCCUUCCCUGUUUGUCUGCUCUGUUGUUCCAGCUCAAAGAUAUUACCUUCGCGAGAGAUCCCUAUGAAAUUCACAGCACAUACAUCAAAUCGUAGAUUCAUAUCAAAGUUCAAUGAAAUUCUUGCAAGACAUGAAGCUGCAUUGGUCGCUAUUGGAGCGAAUUUGUUAAGAUAUUGUCCCGUUGGAGUACUCGGAAACAAUUGAGAAUUGACAAUGAACUAAUUUUUUUAUUUUUUAUUUUUACGAGUACAAGUUCUACACAGUGAGAAUGUCACUGGAUGCUAAUUAUAAGAAUGGUUGAUGCUAUUUACACA